Molecule: messenger RNA, 4987 nt
Organism: Felis catus (domestic cat)
Lineage: Eukaryota; Metazoa; Chordata; Mammalia; Carnivora; Felidae
Gene: PKIB
Product: cAMP-dependent protein kinase inhibitor beta
Exons: 4
Coding region: 2577-3026 (149 amino acids)
Biological process (GO): negative regulation of cAMP-dependent protein kinase activity
Cellular component (GO): nucleus; cytoplasm
Molecular function (GO): cAMP-dependent protein kinase inhibitor activity
Source: RefSeq, a predicted model, not a curated record
UAUCUACCUAAUUAGUACAAUUAGAUAAAUGGAUUAAAAAAUAUAAUCCAUGGCCCAGGAUCCAAUGAAGGAUUACAUGUUGCAUUUAGUUGUCAUGUCUGUUUAUUAUCCUGAAAUCUGGAACCUCAGAUUUCCUCAUCUUUCCUUUUUUUUCAUGACCCUCUUAUUUUUUGAAGAACGCAGGCCAGUUAAUCUGUAUAAUGCCUUUCAUGUCUGGAUUUGUCUGAUGUUUCCUUAUGAUUAUAUUAAGCUUAUGCAUUUAAGUCAGCAAUAUUGCAGAAGUGAAGCUGUGUUUUCCUCAUUGUGCCAUAUCAAUAAGCAUACGUCAUCAAUUUGUCCCAUUAUUGGUGAUAGUGACUUUUAUCACUUGUUUAAGUGGUAUUUGCCAAGUUUCUCCAUUGUGAAGUUUCUAGUUCUCUCUUUGUAAUUAGUAAGUAUUUUGAAGGGAGAUAUUUUGAGAUUAUGUAAUUAUCCUGUUCCUCAAUAAUUCUUUACCCAUUCACUUCAGCAUCCACUGAAGGUUAUUACCUUAAUAUGUUCUUACUCUGCUGAAUGCCAAAUUGUGAUUUUCUAAUUUCACCAUUCUUUCUACAUUUUAUUUGACUUCUGUUGGAAGUAAUAGCUCCCCGCUCUUAUUUAUUUAUUUAUUUAUUUAUUUAUUUAUUUACUUAUUUACUUAUAUACAAACACAUACACUCAUAGAAUCCUACUUAUUUAAUGGGUUGAUAAACCACUGCUAUAAUUGUUUAUUUUGAUGUUCAAUUUGCUAUAUAUAUAAUAAUCCCCCUUUAUCCAUGCUUUAGCUUUCUGCUGUUUCAGUUACCUGUGGUCAACUACUGUCUAAGCAGAUGAUCCUCCUUUUGAUGUAUGCCAGAAGGUUAAUAGUAACCUAAGGCUUCAUCUUAUCACAUAGACAUUUUAUCUUCUCACACCAUCACAAGAAGUGUGACUACAUCACAAUAAGAUAUUUUGAGAGAGAGAGAGAGAGCCCACAUUUACUUAACUUAUAUUACAGUAUAUUGUUAUAAUUACUCUAUUUGCGUUAUUAUCGUUGUUAAUCUCUCACUGUGCCUAACUUAUAAAUUGAACUUUAUCAUAGGUAUGCAUGUAUAGGAAAAAAACAUAGUAUAUAUAAGUUCUGUACUAUCUACAGCUUCAGCAUCCAUUGAGGACUUUAGAAUGUAUUCCCAUAGAUAAGGGGGGACAAUUCUAUUUGGCAAAUGAGAUCUCCCUUUCCCAAAGCUGAAUCCUAUGACAUCCCCCCAUCAUUUUUUUCAGCUCUUCCUUCCUUUCUGACACAAGAUCUCUAGGUUCGUGUUGUUCUUUUAUUUCCCCCAAGGAGUUCUCAUUCUAUAUAGUGGAAAAUGCUAUAUAGAAACCAAAAUCUGAGCACUAGGUCUAUUUGAUGCUUCUGGGAUGCAAUGGCUUUUAGGCUUUCUCAUCAGGCAGAGGAAAUAUACAUCCAUCUGUCUGUCUGUCUGUCUAUCUAUCUAUCUAUCUAUCCACCCAUCCAUCUAAUCAUCCAUAUAUGCUUACAUGCAAACAUUUAUAUCUAUUUCUAGAUCUACAUCUAUACAUUAAAUACUAUGCAUUCAAAGUGAUAACUCCAAUUACAAUUCAAUACUACAGGGUUGAUUUUGGCAUUUGGCUUUUCCAUAUUUGGAACUCCUUUUCCUAAUAGUGAAGAUUCUGGUUCCUAUUAUUUUCAAUUUAUUUACUUAUUUGCUUAUUCCUUCUGUAUGUAAUCAAACUAUUGACCCAGUUGGUUUGCUUUCUCUGCUCUGCCCACUUCCAACAGCCUCAACAGUCUCCUUGACCUUAUAGAUUUCAUUGGCCUUGGUUGCUUGAAGGCAAAGAAAGUGAAAGGAAUCAAUAAAUAUUUUUUUAAAGAGUGGAAGGGGGAAGAGACUUUUAAAAAAUGGUGUUUAAAAAAAAUCAAUUCUGUCCUUUUAAAAUAUUACUCAUCAUUGAAUGAGUUAGGUUUUCUUGGACUCGUCAUUUGUAAGAGGUUCCUUUUGGGAGAAGAAGACAAAGUAGGGUUUUAGGGUAGCUAGUUUUCAUAAAGCAAAGGCUUUCUCUUUUUCUGUUACAGAGUCAUGCUGUUUCCUGCAAAUAUGACAUUUCUGUAUAAUUCUAUUUAUAGUCCUACCUCUUCUAAGGAAGAAAGAUGUGUCAACUGCAUGUAGUCCUUGCACCAAGAAUCAUAAACUUGGAAUAUUACUUUUGACCUCAAGAUGUACCCUAAUUUUCAGGACGUAUAUUUUUGUUGAUGCUUUUUGAGAUCUAUUUUCACUGAUUCCCUGCUCUUGAGAUUUCUCCCUACAGAUACUUGUUUCCACUGCCUCCUUGUUGUUUCCAAUGAAUGUCCUCUUCUUUUGUCAGUGUUUGAUAUAAAGUGGAGUCUGGGAGUUAUACAUGUUUCCAAGUUCCCCCAAAAUGGUUUGUGAACUGAUAAAGGCUUCUUGUAGCUUUUGAAUAAUUCCCCUGAGAAGGGGGAAAUUCUCCUUUAUGCAGACCUGUGUACAGUUGUGACAUGUUGGGUUCCCCAGGAAGAAGACUCUGAGGUGAAGUUUAGUAUGAGGAUAUUUAUUAAGCAGUGCCCUUGGGAUCAAUACCUGCAACAGAGAUGGGGAGGAAGUAGGAAUGGGCAGGGGAAGAAGUUAUGCUGUGAAGAGGGCCUACCUGCGACCCUAGCUGACUUCAUGGGGAAGCUCUGGAGUCACAAUGACCCUUUAGAGUUGAGUGGGGCCUUUAUGCUGUGGCAUCAAUCAGUUGUUUAUGUAGGCCAUGAGAAGGGCUAUGGUGGCUUGAGGCAAGAGUGUACUUUCCCAGAGACUCAUGCAAAGGUGGACCACCAAAAAUAUCUACAAAUUAGACGGGGUCACGGGUAUACUGAAAGGCACUUGAUCAAGAGAAAUCUGGGGGAAGCUGGAAACCAUCAAGUUAUUGAGGCCACACAGGGCAGAAAAGAUAGAAGGCCUGCCAAAUCUCCAAACAACAUCUCUGCUUGCCACUGGUGCUUAUAGGCUGGGAGAAAGAUCAACAAUAUGAAUUUUUGUCAGUACAGCAGGUUCUCAAAGGUAGUGGCCUCUCCUUCAUUCAGAGGGUUCUGGGUAUGUAAAGUAGGUUAAGAUGAGGAAUUGAUUGAGAGGUUGUGACUCUAUUUUAAUGAUUCAAGAGAGACUUCUGCUCACUAGUCCUAGAAUUCUUAGGUUUGUACAGAUCAAAUAAGUGUUAAAUUGCCCAUCUAUUUUCUAGAGACACCAUGAUCAAAUACCCAAUGCCAUCAGUUUCUGUUUGCAAGUCAGGCUAUUCUAAUUAUUGUUUUGGUUCUGCUGUCCAUUAUGGUAACCACAUCUGCUUUGUCUUUGGUGAUUAAGUGCUGCCACUUGGCCCUGGCAUCCAAUUUUCCUCAUUGUAUUUAGGGAUGCCAGUUUAAUGGCAGCAAUUCCCACUGUAAUUUCUGACCUACAAAGAGUGACCACAGAUUUAUUCAAGGAACCUGGGGAUUCCCUCACAAAUCUAUUUCUCACAUCAUAAUGACAGUUGUGUCCUUUUCACCCUGCUGGGGUAGGUAAGCAUGUAUACAUAAUAAGCCACUUUAACAUUUAUUCAUUUCUUCUAUACCAAGGCAGUCAGUUCUGGCUUUUUGAUUUCAUUUAAUGUUGGUCCAUGUUUUAACCAAACACGCGAAUUGUUAGACCUUUUUCUAACCCUUGAACUAAAACAUUGAAUCCAGAAUAUCUGCUUAGUGAUCUCAUAGCAAUAAAUUCAUUCUUCAGACAAGGGGUGGGGAUCUGCCUCAAGGUGAUCUGGGGACCCCCACCAUUGAGUUUCCUGGGCGGUUGAGUUGUAAAAUCUUUGGCCUGGGCACAUUUGGCUUCCAACAAAAUGAACUUUUUUCCCCACCAGGCAAGGCAGUUUUUCCCAAUAAUUGAGGUCUUGAGCCAAACCCCAGUAGGAGGACUGGGGCAUUCUGUUCCAUUAAAAGGUUUGUGGGGACCUAAUUCUUUAGCCUUCCAUGGCCACUGAUCUCCUCAUGUUGGUUCCCCCACAUGCAUAGCAAGAAGAGAUCUUUAGAGGCUGGGCUAUAGUCUCCGUCAGGGCUAGAAACAAGUUCCUUGAAGUGACUGAAAUGAGAGGGGGCUACUUCUUAUUUCUUUGUAGAAGGAGUGGAAGACUUGAUGGGAUGUGGUUGGAUGGGCAGUAGUGACUUUUCUUGACAUAUAGCACAGUCCCUGGGUCUCUGCCUCGCCCAUGGAUCCAGAUGCCAAUUCGGUUGCCCCAUUGCCAUUUAGAAUCUCCUGGGUUAAUGAUGGUAAAAUUAACAGGGUUACAGGCCUUUUAUUGACAACCUUACUUAGCAGCCCCCUUCUGAAGGAGUACUGCUGUGCUUUCUUUUUUCCAACUAGUAGCCCAUGAAACAUAGCUCCAGCUGGGUCAUAAAAACUCAGAUGUAUAGACACAUAAAAUGUUUUCCUCACACAUGUAUUUGUCACUGAGUCAGUAUUCCUGCUCCUAAUCUAAGCUGCUGCAUAGUAUAUCAAGAGUCCUUGGGCCCUCUAUGACAAGUGCCUGCUUUUUUCAUAUGACAGAUGCCUCUGGGCCAAUACCUAUAACUGCACAUUCAUCAAACAGCAUUGACACCAGUCAUUUUGGGUUAGUAAUUUGUGUCUGGCUGACCAAGCUCCCCCCACUACCCUUGGUAGGAUCAGACUUCUAACCCGUCUUACUGGGGGAGUGUUGUGGGUCAAAGCAAGUGUAUUGACUCUGCUGUUGGCAAAUAGAAUAGGUGGUAUUAUUGUGUCUGCAGGUCCCCAGGACUUUUCCUUGGCAUGAGAAGUAGGUAUAGUAUAGUAAGGCCCAAGUGACUCCCUGGCCUAACCUGGUUAUGUGAAUACAUGGGUCACAUGAUAAGGAAUCUAGGUAUACAGAAAAAUUUUUUUAUGUUUAUUUAUUUCUUGAGAGAGAGAGAGAGAGAGAGAGA